Paecilomyces variotii is the source of this 1447-nucleotide messenger RNA. RefSeq names its product triosephosphate isomerase. The coding region runs from base 432 to 1181 and encodes 249 amino acids. Gene Ontology annotation, biological process: gluconeogenesis; glycerol catabolic process; glyceraldehyde-3-phosphate biosynthetic process. The record is from RefSeq and is a predicted model, not a curated record. The transcript is spliced from 5 exons. Gene Ontology annotation, cellular component: cytosol. NCBI's taxonomy places the organism in Eukaryota, Fungi, Ascomycota, Eurotiomycetes, Eurotiales, Thermoascaceae. Gene Ontology annotation, molecular function: triose-phosphate isomerase activity.
GCCAGCUGGGGCUCCGUGAGUGGCCAUCGCGACAGCUCUGGGAGAAAGGGACGGUUAGACGAAGCGAAUGAAAUAAUAAUAAUAACUGAUCGGGAUGUGGGAUGAGACAGUGAGGCCAAAGGACCUCGGUGACAUCACGGCAUCUCCGUCGAACCGACCAAGAGAGAGGCUGAUGAUCUGCUCCUCGAUCGAAUAAUAAUAUUAGGAUUAAGCGGUUUUGAGGUCUCCCGGUCAAGAAAAGCCCCUCCGUCCGGUUUUCGCCGCCCCCAGCUAUUUUUCUGCCGAAACGGACCACAUCAUCAUCAUCACCAUCAUCUAUCGUCAAUCUCUCAAUCCUCAUUCUUUCACAGAAACAGCUGCACAGCUUUGUCCCCAAUUGACCUUUCUUCCUUGACAUCUUGACUAUCCUAACAUUUCACACAACCGUCAAAAUGCCGCGCCAGUUCUUCGUCGGAGGCAACUUCAAGAUGAACGGUACCACCGAGUCCGUCAAGAACAUCAUCAACAACCUCAACUCCUCCAAGCUCGACCCAACCACUGAGGUCGUCAUUGCCCCGCCUUUCCUCUACCUGCACCUCGCCCGCGAGCUCGCCAACCCCAACAUCGCCAUUUCUGCUCAGAAUGUCUACGACAAGCCCAGCGGUGCCUACACCGGUGAGGUCUCCGUCGACCAGCUCAAGGACGCCAAGGUUACCUGGACCCUCGUCGGACACAGCGAGCGCAGGACGCUGCUGAAGGAGACUGACGACUUCGUUGCCAGCAAGACCAAGGCCGCCAUCGAUGCCGGACUGAGCGUCAUCCUCUGCAUUGGCGAGAGUCUUGAGGAGCGCGAGGCCAACAAGACCAUCGACGUUGUCACCAGACAGCUCACCGCCGUUGCCAACGUUCUCUCCAAGGAGCAGUGGUCUAAGGUUGUCAUUGCUUACGAGCCCAUCUGGGCCAUCGGUACCGGCAAGGUCGCCACGACCGAGCAGGCUCAGGAGGUUCACGCCGCCAUCCGCAAGUGGCUCGCUGAGAAGAUCUCUCCCGAGGUCUCCGAGAACACUCGGAUCAUCUACGGUGGCAGUGUCAGCGAGAAGAACUGCCGUGAGCUCGCUAAGCAGGCUGACGUUGACGGAUUCCUGGUUGGCGGUGCCAGCUUGAAGCCAGCCUUCGUCGACAUCAUCAACGCCCGUCUGUAAAUGAUUGAAAGAUACCCACCGCCUUUUCCGAGUAGUGGAAAACGGAGAGAUGCGGGGAUGAAUGUCGACAUACCUCUUCGCAGUUACCAUGGCAAUAAUGUGAUAAUGGCGUAUGUAUAGACGAGAAAUUGAAAAAUAAAUUCCGUUGAAAUAUCCAACUGUCUAUGAAAUAUUGGAUAUCAAUUUAUCGAUCAUGAUUAAGCUUUCAUAAACUUAUUAUCCGCUAAGUAUACAACCCGCACUAAAUAACAAGGGACCAAUGAUCA